AAACAAACACAUUUAUAACUCCCCCUCCUCUUCUCCCCUCUCCUCUCUUCUCUCUCUGACGUCAACCAUGUCCGGAGCACCACCACCACCGCCACCGCCACCGCCAUUAUCAACCUCCACCACCUCGCCACCUCACAACAACCGCUCGUUGACCGUGAAAACCUUAAGUCCGAGCAUUCUCAUCAUCCUCCUCAUCGUCGUCGUCACCGUGGUGGCUUCAUUUUCCCUCUGCCGAAUCCUCCGCUGCAUCAACAACCGCUUCCUCCGCCACGUCACUCCCUCCUCCGGCGACGACGCACCCGCCCGCACCUCCAGCCGGCGAGUCUCUCCUGCCGAAUCCGCUGCCGCCGAUCCCGUCGCCGCGCUCCCGGUCUUCGCCUUCUCCGCCAUCAAGAACCGCCGAGCCUCCUCCACCGCCGUCGUGGCCGCCGACUGCGCCGUCUGCCUCUCGAAGUUCGAGCACGACGAUCAGCUCCGGUUGCUCCCUCUCUGCUGUCACGCCUUCCACGUCUCGUGCAUCGACACAUGGCUCCACUCCCAGCAGACCUGCCCGCUCUGCCGGUCGCCGAUUUCCGCGUCGGACUCCGAGCUCAUGACUCUGGUCGAGAAUGCAGGCUCCUCCGCCCGCGGCGGCGGCGGCGAUAGCUUCCGACUCGAGAUUGGCAACGUCAGCCGCCGCCAAACAACUACGACGUCCAACUCCAGCGCGCGCCGCUCCUACUCCAUCGGAUCCUUCGACUACCUCGUCGACGACGACUCGGAGGUCCAAUUGUCCAAUGCCAGAAACGGCUCGUCUGAUCGGAAAGAAGAGGUGAUUGUCGUUCUCGGCGAGCUCCCGCCGCCGCCGUUGCCGUCGGAGGCCAGUCUAGCUGCUGACGUGGCCUCGGGAAGGAGCUGGCUCAAGGAAUUCGUGGAUAGACUCUCCAGCUCUUCUCUACGAAGCUCCGGCAGAUUCUUUACCGGCAGUAGCCGUCGGAGUGAGAUAGGCGGCACGGGAGAGUGGAUAUCGGAGUCCGGCCAAGUCGGCGUCGAGUUCUCCGAGUAUUUCCGGUGGUUAUCGGAGGUAUGAUUUUAGUAGUAGGUAAUUAAGAACCGUAAAUACUCCACUCUUAUUAGAAUAUCAACAUUUUGGAUUAAUUUUGGCUAGCAAAUCAGAAUUUCAGAAUUUUUAUUUUUUAUUUUUUAUUUUUUACCUGUUCUAUGUCUGUGGGAUCAAAAUUAGAGCUAGAGUUCUACUAUUCAAGCAGAGUUCAUGUACACUGUGCGAUUGAAAUGUCGGGGAAAUUAGUUCUUGGUCGAAAUAGAAAAUUGUUUUCGUGAUC
This is a messenger RNA of Rosa rugosa (rugosa rose), 1322 nucleotides long. RefSeq names its product E3 ubiquitin-protein ligase ATL4. The record is from RefSeq and is a predicted model, not a curated record. The transcript has a single exon. Lineage: Eukaryota; Viridiplantae; Streptophyta; Magnoliopsida; Rosales; Rosaceae. Bases 68 to 1069 code for a protein of 333 amino acids.